AUGGCUUCCAGGCAUGGCAUUGACGGGUCCUCGGUUUCCAGGCAUGGGGUCCUCGGACAAGUGGAGGAAGGAAAAAGAAGAUUCCUGAGAGGGGAGGAUGGAAGGAAACAUCAAACCAGAGUUGAAGGGAAAGUUUGUCCUGGAAUUAGGAGUGCUGCUGGAGGAGAUUUGGGAGUAGGAGAGGGAGGAGGAGGAGGAGGAGAAAGAGCAUUUGAGGAGGAGGCAGAGAAGGUGGCUCCAAAGGACUUCUCGCUGGGUCCUACAACGAAGGACCCAGGACGACUCCUGAUGACGGCUACGACAAAGGGCGUCUUCAUCAUUCCUUCGUCUUUCUACCGGUAUCCAGCUAACCCUCUCCCCCUCCUCCUCCUCCUGCUCCUGCUCCCUUUUCCAUACUUUCCACUCCUACUCCUCCCCCUGGCACCUCCUCCUCCUACUCCUCCCCCUCUGGACCGCUUCUCCAUUCCAAGACGCUGGAAGACACAAGCAGACGCCGCCAGGGACCUCCUCCUCCAUCCUCCCUACUCCUCCUCCUCCUUCGUAGGAUGGAGAGCGAGUACUUCGAGCAGCCUCUUCAAGUUCUCCUCCAACACCAUCACAUCCUCCUCCUCCUCCUCCACCUCCUCCACCUUUUCCUCUUUCCCUCCUCCUCCUCCAACUGCACCUCCUUCUUCUACUCCUCACCCACUUCAUCCUCCACCUUCCUCUCUUCCCCCUCCUCCUACUGCUACUCCAACUCCAACACCUUCUCCUACUCCGCCUCCUCCUUCUUCUCCUCCUCCACCAACUCCACCACCACCUCCUGCUCUUCCACCUCCUCCUCCUCAACCCCCCUUUCUCUCUGAACAUCCUUCACAAGAGAUCCACAAUGGACUUAUAAUGCAGAUUCCUGAAACAGACGCCCACAGACUGAUACCACCACACGCCCGCGUGACACACCCUCCCCUCUUUACCCAAACGCCCAAGGAGCUUAACCCCUCCCCUCUCCCUUCCAAACUCCACCCGUACCACUUCCCCUCGCCCUUCGCUCUUUCCCCUUUCCCCCUACCUCUUCCCUCCCCUUCCCCAACCUCUCGCCUUCCCUCCUAA
This is a messenger RNA of Macrobrachium nipponense, 1089 nucleotides long. RefSeq lists its product as uncharacterized. Lineage: Eukaryota; Metazoa; Arthropoda; Malacostraca; Decapoda; Palaemonidae. The coding region runs from base 1 to 1089 and encodes 362 amino acids. The transcript has 7 exons. The record is from RefSeq and is a predicted model, not a curated record.